CCCACCUCUGGCUUAGAAUCACUGACAUUUAGACUCCAGGCUUCAACCUGUUUACAAGCGGGCUUUCCAAAGGAAAGGAGGGUGGGGGGAGGGAAAUAGGGCCAAACAAAACACCAACCGCCAUCCCCCCAAACAAGAAGUGACUUUCUGCAGGCUUCAAAUCAACAGGCACCACCAAAAAGAGAAAGCAAGAGAGAGAAGAAAACAGCGCUCGAGCCGGCAGCCGCCUCCAGUUCUGACAACUCCAAAGGGACGCACUUUUAGAACUGGGUAGCAGGCUGGGGCUCUGCGGAGAGGGACCAGAAGGUGCCAACCACAGACGGGCGCAGAUCUCUCCCGCAGUCUCCCACCCCAACCCCUUUGGGUUUUGUUCUCCGCGCUGUCAUCUGUUUCUCAGACCUUUUUUUUUUUCCUUUUACAUCUAACAUGGUGAAGAAAGGGGUGAAGAAGAGAACAAAGUAACUCCUGGGGCAGUGAAGAUCGCUGGUGACCAACCCCGCCACCUCCACCAAACAGCUCCUGCUACUGCGGCCACCCACGUCCACGAUUCACUGGGAGACUUGAGCGGCUCAGGGUAGCAGAUCCGAGAACGGAGCGAGGAGAGGCAGCCGGCCCUUCCGAGGAGUUAUGGAUGUUGGUGCAUUCACUUCUGGCCAGAUCCGCACCCAGAGGGAGCUAACCAGCGGCCACCACCUCCAGCUGUCUCCUUGCCUCGCACCAGGUCUUACCCUUCCAGUAUGUUCCUUCUGAUAAGACAAUUUCCAGUGCCGAGAGUUUCAGUACAAUGUGGAAAUGGAUACUGACACAUUGUGCCUCAGCCUUUCCCCACCUGCCGGGCUGCUGCUGCUGCUUCUUGUUGCUGUUCUUGGUGUCUUCUGUCCCUGUCACCUGCCAAGCCCUUGGUCAGGACAUGGUGUCACCAGAGGCCACCAACUCUUCUUCUUCCUCCUCCUCGUCGUCGUCCUCGUCGUCGUCGUCCUCCUCCUCCUCCUCCUCCUCGUUCUCCUUCCCUUCCAGUGCGGGGAGGCAUGUGCGGAGCUACAAUCACCUCCAAGGAGAUGUCCGCUGGAGAAAGCUAUUCUCUUUCACCAAGUACUUUCUCAAGAUUGAGAAGAACGGGAAGGUCAGCGGUACCAAGAAGGAGAACUGCCCGUACAGUAUCCUGGAGAUAACUUCAGUGGAAAUCGGAGUUGUUGCUGUCAAAGCCAUUAACAGCAACUAUUAUUUAGCCAUGAACAAGAAGGGGAAGCUCUAUGGCUCAAAAGAAUUUAACAAUGACUGUAAGCUGAAGGAGAGGAUAGAGGAAAAUGGAUACAACACCUAUGCGUCCUUUAACUGGCAGCACAACGGGAGACAAAUGUAUGUGGCACUGAAUGGAAAAGGAGCUCCCAGGAGAGGACAGAAAACACGAAGAAAAAACACCUCAGCUCAUUUUCUUCCAAUGGUGGUACACUCAUAGAGGAAGGCAAUGUUUGUGGGUGCAGUAGAACCAAAGGCUCUUUUGCCAGGAAUAGUGGGUGUUCUUCAUGAAGACAGUAACUCAAAAGACAAAGACGCAUUGCAGAUGUCUGCUUGCUUGAAAGAAAGGAAGUCUUUGAAGGUUGUUGUACUCACUGCUGACAUACGAUGUUCUUUUAAUUAGUUCGGUGUUAUGCCUUAUAAUCGAGAUAUAGGCAGAUCAAAUGGGAUGGAAGUUAUUCCUAAGUGAACAACAUUGUGGCUGGGUUUUUGGUUAAGGUUUUGUUUAUGUUUUUGUUUUUUAACUUCUGAAAUAGAACUUAAAGGACACGGAACAAUCUGUUGAAUGAUCUUCGGAAAAGUUAUUUAUGGAAUACGAACUCAAAUCAAAGACUUUCAUUGCUCAUUCAAGCCUAAUGAUUCAAUGAGCAGUAAGACACGCAAGCAUUUACUGGAAAGCACUUGGGUCAUAUUAUAUGCACAACCAAAGGAACUCUGGGCGUGGCAUCAUGGAAGCAUUGGACAGGAUUAAAAAAAUAUAAACACAUUAGUGUAAAACUGUUCUAACAAAACAAAUAGUAUGAUAUGCUUGUGCAUUCUGCCUUCAUCCCUUUCUAUUUCUAAGUUAUUUAUUUAAUAGGAUGUUAAAUAUCUUUUGGGGUUUUAAAGAGUAUCCUCAGCAGCUGCCCUCUGAUUUACCUUUUCUUUUUCUUCAGCACACCACAUGCAUGUUCGUGACAAAGUGUUUUUAAAAUUUGGCAAACACAUCAAGAAUAGGAGAUGCAAUGGGGGAAGCAGUGUGAGUGCCCGUGUACUAUCAGUGGACUUUAAUUUGCACUUCUGCAAUAAGAAGCAUCAACAAUAAAUAUGACAGUGCGUGGCAUGGCUUGAGUGAGAGAUGUCUGCCAUCAUCUAAAAGCAUGUAUCACUGCUAAGGCUUCCUUUCCUAAGAAAUAGACCAGAAGGCUAAAUUCUUCUCUUCCAAUACAUCAGUGGGUCUCUAAGAAUAUACUAAAAGAAGGAAAAUUAAUUGUUAAAUGCAUUUUAGUAGCCUAGCCUCAUUAUUUACUAACAAUUUUCUGCCAUAUGUCACAGUGAUAAGUGAUAAACAGGCUGCCUGCAAACAGAAGAACCCUUUAUACGUCCCAAAUAGUGCAUCUCCCCCAAAGAAACUAUCAAGGAAUUCGAGACGAAGUACAACUUUCCCAGGGGCUUAAUCUGAGAAAAUAUAUCCUGGUAUAUGUGUAACCAUAUACUGAAACCUGUUCAAGCUGUAUGAUCUAGUCUUUACAAAACCAAAUAAAACUUAUUCUCUGUAAAUUUAAAGAGCUUUGGGAGGUUCCAUAAUAUAACCACAUCAAAAUUCAGUUUGUUAGAGCAGGUACAGGGAAUAGUACAUAAGAGUCCGCAUCACUUUGUAUUCCACUAAAUAAAUGCAUAAGCCUUAUUUGCAAUGUCUGUAGUGAUGUUAAAAAUGUAGAAAAAUACUUUGUUCUAAAUACUUCAAGUGAUAACUAUAAGAGUAUCUUGAGGCUGCAGUUUUAUCUUCAUAUUUCUUGUUUUGGAAAAGUCUGGUUAUUGUUUGGACACAGUAUUUGGUUCAAGGAAAAGACUCACUAAAUGUGUCCUUUUACUAAAGUUUAACCUCUAUAAAGCCUGGUGUUUUGUGAUCUUCUCUUAUAACUUAAUUAUGUCAAUGCUUAACCAGCACUUUCAGUUAAUAUCUUAUUUAAGAAUUAGCUUUAUUAAGAAACUUUCCCAUAACAGGUGAUAGUUUUCUCAUUCCUUAAAAACGUUGGGAUUUCAAAACAAAAAUGCAUUUGAGACAGUGUUUUUGGCUUAUGGUUAAAGUCGCAUUUCCUGGGGCUUGGCUUCCAACUUGCCUUGUGACAAAUAGAAUACUAAACAUGUUUAAUUUUUGUGGUUGGAAUCUGUAUGUUAAAAUUUAAUUGGUAACCAAGUCUGAGAGCUACACUGUCAUGCCUUCCUGUCAGACCUAGAUGAUCUUUGUUCUUUGAUUUUAAAAUAAUAAUUGCACCUGACACGUGAACGUGGACCACCCACAACCAAAAUUAAAUAUGUGAUGAGACAAAUAUAGUAUUAGAUGACCACAGUAAAAACACAUAAGGUCCAAACUGGAUUCACAUUUCACAUAGCCAUUUAGAUUACCAAAGAGACUACGUGUAAACAGUCAUCAUUACAGUACGCAAAACACUAAAACAGCUUCUAGCGAAAUGUAUCAAAGCUUGCAGAAGCCAAAAAUAGAAAACAUCUCCCUCACCUCUCCCUACUCCACACACACACAAACACACACGCCCUCAAUAGAGAUACAGAAACAGGUUGGUAAGGAGUAAUGAGAUUCUCCUGCAUUCAAAAAUGGCAUCUUUGCUUGAUAUUGAGACAGAAUUCUGGUCCCCUUUGCAGCUGGAUUGUGCUACUGAAGGAAACGCAGUUCCAGCCCUGAAUAAUGUAUAUUUUUUAAAAAUGUCAUCACAAUUCUGGGAGCUCUGCCUCUGUGGGAUUAUUAACUCCCCGCCACAAUGUCAAGGUACAUAGCCACAAAUGUGUGUCCAUCUGAGUGCUGAUUCUGAGGCGAUUCCUCAUAAAGAUACAGAAUCCCUUCCUCCUCCUACCUCCCAAAAGGCUGAACAGUGUA
Rhinolophus ferrumequinum (greater horseshoe bat) is the source of this 4114-nucleotide messenger RNA. RefSeq names its product fibroblast growth factor 10 (gene FGF10). Lineage: Eukaryota; Metazoa; Chordata; Mammalia; Chiroptera; Rhinolophidae. The record is from RefSeq and is a predicted model, not a curated record. Gene Ontology annotation, cellular component: cytoplasm. Bases 785 to 1459 code for a protein of 224 amino acids. Gene Ontology annotation, molecular function: type 2 fibroblast growth factor receptor binding; growth factor activity; chemoattractant activity. Gene Ontology annotation, biological process: positive chemotaxis; positive regulation of canonical Wnt signaling pathway; positive regulation of ERK1 and ERK2 cascade. The transcript has 3 exons.